Periophthalmus magnuspinnatus is the source of this 5460-nucleotide messenger RNA. RefSeq names its product myosin IIIA (gene myo3a). Gene Ontology annotation, molecular function: ATP binding; cytoskeletal motor activity; protein binding. The transcript has 36 exons. The record is from RefSeq and is a predicted model, not a curated record. Gene Ontology annotation, cellular component: myosin complex. Lineage: Eukaryota; Metazoa; Chordata; Actinopteri; Gobiiformes; Gobiidae. Bases 73 to 5136 code for a protein of 1687 amino acids. Gene Ontology annotation, biological process: protein phosphorylation.
CAACACUCUGCUUUUUAUGCUAACCUUUUGCACAGUAAUGGAUAUAAACAUGUCCUUUGCCUUAUUAAAACAAUGAGAACGCUCCUGAAGAUGUUUCCUCGAUCAGGGAAAUCCAUUGUGUUCGCCAAUUUUCCAGACCCCUCGGACACAUGGGAAAUCAUCGAGACCAUUGGAAAAGGCACCUAUGGAAAAGUCUACAAAGUGCUCAACAGAAAUGAUGGAAGCAAGGCAGCUGUCAAAAUACUGGACCCCAUCCAUGAUAUUGAUGAGGAAAUUGAAGCAGAAUACAACAUCCUCAAAGCCCUUUCAGACCACUCCAACGUUGUCAAAUUCUUCGGCAUGUACUACAAGAAGGACCUGAAGUGUGGCGACCAGCUAUGGCUAGUCUUGGAGCUUUGCAAUGGUGGCUCUGUGACAGAUCUGGCCAAAGGCAUGCUAAAGAGAGGAGACAGAAUGGAUGAAGCAAUUAUUGCCUACAUCUUGCACGAAGCACUCAUGGGCCUGCAACACUUGCACAUCAAUAAAACCAUCCACCGAGAUAUCAAAGGCAACAACAUUUUGCUGACCACACAGGGAGGCAUUAAACUGGUGGACUUUGGGGUCUCGGCACAGCUGACCAACACUCGUCUGAGGAGGAACACCUCUGUGGGAACUCCCUUCUGGAUGGCACCAGAGGUAAUAGCGUGUGAACAGCAGUUGGACUCGACUUAUGAUGCCAGGUGUGAUGUGUGGUCUUUGGGCAUCACGGCCAUAGAGCUUGGAGAUGGAGACCCACCUCUGUCUGACCUCCACCCCAUGAGAGCCCUGUUUAAAAUACCCAGAAACCCGCCGCCUACUCUGCACCAGCCCGAGCUGUGGUCAGAUGACUUUAAUGACUUCAUCUGCAAGUGUCUUAUCAAGGACUUUGAGUUGAGACCCAAUGUUGUUGACCUGCUGCAGCAUCCUUUUAUCAAACAGGUCAAAAACAAAGAAAAACUUCUACAAAAACAACUCAUUGAACUCAUCGACCUCAACCAGCAAAUAGGAACCAUUGAAAAAAUACGGCAUGAACGCAUCCACACCAAAAAGGGCAACCACAUGAAGAACCAGAGCGACCCAGACGAGUUGGAGGACCUUGCUACUCUCGAAAUAUUAGACGAGAACACCGUCACGGACCACCUUCAAAACCGCUAUGAGAGGGACGAGAUCUAUACCUAUGUGGGGGACAUUCUCAUUGCAGUCAAUCCAUUUCAUCCGAUGGACAUUUACACUCCUGAGUAUUCUCAGAUGUACAUAGGAGCGAAGCGCAAAGCCAAUCCACCGCACAUAUUUGCAGUGGCAGACAUCGCGUAUCACUCAAUGGUGACGCUGAAUACAGAUCAGUGUGUUGUGAUAAGUGGAGAAAGCGGAGCAGGGAAAACAGAAAGUGCCCAUCUCCUUGUGCAGCAGCUCACGUUUCUUGGAAAGGCAGAUAACAGGACGCUGCAGGAGAAGAUUCUGCUGGUUAACAAUCUGGUGGAGGCUUUUGGAAAUGCAUGCACUGCCAUCAAUGACAACUCCAGCCGCUUUGGCAAAUACUUAGAGAUGAAGUUCACCACCGGGGGAACCGUGGUGGGGGCUCAGAUGUCCGAAUACCUGCUUGAGAAGUCCCGCGUCAUCCACCAAGCCACUGGUGAGAGAAACUUCCACAUCUUCUACUACAUCUAUGCCGGCCUGGCUGACAGAAAGAAACUCGCCCACUACAAGCUCUCUGACAGCAAAAUACCUAAAUACCUGUUUAAUGAGCACAUUAAAUUAGGGCCUGACAUCGUGAGUAACACCUCGUACAAGGAGCAGUUCGAUGCCGUGGAGCAGUGUUUCAAAGUCAUUGGAUUCACCCUUGAGGAGCUGGGCAGUGUUUACAGCAUCCUCGCCGCCAUCCUCAACUCCGGGGAUAUUGAGUUUUCCGCAGUGGCCUCAGAGCACCAGACAGACAAAAGCGACAUUUCUAACAUCUCUGUGCUGGAGAAUGUCGCCUCUCUGCUCUGCAUCCGUUCAGACGAGCUGCAGGAGGCUCUCACCACUCACUGCGUGGUGGCUCGGGGGGAGACCAUCGUGAGGAACAACACGGUGGAGAAGGCCACGGUGGUGAGGGAUGCCAUGAGUAAGGCUCUGUACGGACGCCUCUUCAGCUGGAUUGUCAACCGCAUCAACUCUCUGCUGCGGCCCGACAGCCAGCAAGGGGACGAUGACAAGAGCAUAAACAUCGGCAUUCUGGACAUCUUCGGUUUUGAGAACUUUAAGAAAAACUCCUUUGAACAACUGUGCAUAAACAUCGCCAACGAACAGAUCCAGUUCUACUUCAACCAGCACAUCUUUGCUUGGGAGCAGGAGGAGUACCUAAAUGAGGAGGUGGACGCACGCAUGAUCGAGUACGAGGACAACAGGCCUCUGUUGGAUCUGUUCCUGCAGAAGCCCAUGGGUAUGCUCUCUUUGCUGGACGAGGAGAGCCGCUUCCCACAGGCCACUGAUCAGACGCUUGUAGAGAAAUUUGAAUGUAACCUCAAGGCCAAAAGCUUCUGGCGUCCAAUGAGAGUCGACUUGGGCUUUGGUAUCACUCACUAUGCAGGAAAGGUCACUUACAACGCAGCCGGCUUUUUGGCAAAGAACAGAGACACGCUACCAGCCGACAUUAUCCUGUUACUGAGGUCCUCGGAGAAUACGCUUAUCUGCAAACUCGUCACUCAUCCACUCACCAUAACAGGUAACCUUGCCCACACCAAGGGCAAAGGCAUAAACACACUGCGCAGCCCGCGAGGCACGACACGCACCAGCAACCUCUCCAAGAUGGGGGUACUUUCUUUGUACAGGUCUUGUUCUUUCAUUCAGUCUGACAGAGACACGCCUUACCACCCUCGAGAAACCACUAACAUGAGAACACAAACUGUGGCCUCCUACUUCAGAUACUCUCUCAUGGACCUGUUAUCUAAGAUGGUAGCGGGACAGCCGCAUUUUGUCCGCUGCAUCAAACCCAACAACGACCGGCAGGCAAGCAACUUUGACAGGGAGAAAGUGCUCCUUCAGCUGCGGUACACGGGGGUCCUGGAGACAGCCAAGAUCAGGCGUCAAGGCUACUCUCACCGCAUCCUGUUUGCCAAUUUCAUCAAGAGGUAUUUAAUUUUGGCUUACAAUGCUAACGAGGAGCCACCUGCAACACCGGAAACAUGUUCGGCCAUUUUGGAGAAAGCCAAGCUGGAAAACUGGGCCAUGGGAAAGACAAAGGUGUUCCUUAAGUAUUACCAUGUAGAGCAGCUGAACCUGAUGGUGCAGCAGACCACGCAGCGCAUCAUCCUGCUCCAGGCCUGUGUGCGUGGCUGGUUAAUUGCCAAACGCUACCGCCGCAUGUUAAAGGAGAGAGAACAAAGUGCUUUGGUCAUUCAGUCAGCUUACAGAGGUCAUCAAGUCCGAAAGAAAGUGGCUGAUGAUAAAAGUAAAGCCAAGUUGGAGGCAUUCAUCAUCCAGUUUCAGGCCGUUUGUCGGGGUUAUCUUGCCAGAAGGAAAUACAAAGAGCUGGUGGAUGAGAAGAACAAAGCUGCCACAAAGAUUCAGGCUCGAUACAGAGGGCACAAGGAGAGGAAGAGCUUCCAGAGAAAACGGGAGGCUAUUGAGAAAGAAAAAAACGAGAAAGCUGCUCAAGAAGAACAAAGUGCAGAAUCUGAGAAGGCUUCGGAGGAGGAACCAACACCAGAAGAGAAGAGUCCAGACCAGGUAUCCAACGGUGAUGAUGAAGCCAAGGCAGCUGUGGUGCUUCAGAGCAACUACAAAGGUUACAAGGAGAGAAAGAAGUUUAAGGAGAGGAAGAAGACUAUGGCCGGUGCCGAACUAGAAAUACCAACUGAGACCACAAAGGAGGGGGACAGCGGAGAGGCAGAAACAGCGUCUGAAAAGGAAGAGGAAGAGCUCACAGAAGCGGAAGGAGACUCUGUUAUCGAGAAUAUCCCAGGAGGUGAUGAAGCAAACCAAGAUACUAAUUUGGAAGAUGAGACGAAAGCUGCUACUGUCCUUCAAAGCAAUUUCAGAGGGCACAAAGAGAGGAAGAGGCUACAAGAAGAAGGCAAGAUCCCAGCCAAGAAGGACAAAAGUGCAGAACCAACAGAAGAAGUUAGUAAUGAAGCUAAUGAAGUGACGGAAACUCCAAAAGAAGAAGUAGAUGGAGAACCAGUGGAGGACCAAGAUGGACUAGAUGAAGAGAAGGCUGCUACAGUUCUCCAGAGCAACUUCAGAGGACAUCAGGAGAGGAAGAAGCUGAGAGAAGAGAGGGAGAAGAAGACUCAAGAGGAGAAUGGAGAGGAGAGCAAAGAGGAGGAGGACCAAGGAGGAGAGGUAGAUAUUUCAGAUGUGUUGAUUGAACGCAAAGAAGAGGGUGAUGCCGAGAAGGAGAAGCAGGAAGAGGAGCAGGCCGCAGUCAAGAUCCAGAGCAACUUCCGAGGGUACAAAGAGAGAAAGAACCUCAAAGCCAACAAGCAAAGUGCACAAAAUGAUGCAGAGAUACUGGAGGAGUUCUCUAAAGAGAUCUCACAGGCAGCUCAGGAUUUUGCAAGCAGGCAGCAAAAACUGAACGAGAUGCUCCAGGGCCAUCAAUCAAAGCCGGAGAACAAUGUGAAGGGAAACACAGUGAACGGCCACGCUCCUCCGCAUGCCCAACCAGCAGAGAAGAGGAGCUCAAGGACCCCCCGCAGGUCACAGCAGCCUAAGACACUCAACUCUCCAGAGGACUCCACCUACUACAACCUCAUCCAUCGUUCAGUCCAAGACGAUAAGCGCAGAUCGAGGAAAGAUGGUCCUGGAAAGUUACUCGACAUAGAUGACAAGUACUACCCAGGCCUGUCCCCCACCUCCACCCCAGAGAGGGGCCAGUCUGAGGAGAGGCCAGAGCCUGGGAGCAGAAGUGUGUCUCCAGAGAAGAGAGGGUCUGGGAGCAGAAGUGUGUCUCCAGAAACGAGAGGGCAGAGGGAGAGGGCAUUGACCGAACAGCUGCCUCAAAGACGGAACUCAGAAAACAGGAACUCUGUCCCGAGAAUGGUCUCCACAGAAAGUCACAAAGAGGACAACCCAUAUGACUUCAGACACCUGCUGAGGAAGACGUCACAGAGGCAGAGGCUCAUCAAGCAGUACUGACUGCACCUGGGAAUUCUGCAUCAACAAAUUAUGCUCUUACAAUGGACUUUUGCAAUGACAAUUGUAGAUACUUUUAAUCAUGUAUAAUAAUGUAAAAUAAUAGAGACUAUUAAUGGAAAAGUAUUGAACUAUAAUGGUCUGGUUAAUCUUUCUCUUUUGUUCAUAAUUGAGUGUAUGUUUGUCUGUUCAAAGGUCUUGCCAUACACGGUCUAUUGUUUGACUUUUAUUAGUUAUCACGUGUAAAUAAAUGAAAGCCCCGUAUUUUCAGAAUGGAGCAGUUGCAUGUAUUGAUUUGUUGUGCACCAGUGGGCCUGUCUCUUAAAA